Molecule: messenger RNA, 1888 nt
Organism: Patiria miniata (bat star)
Lineage: Eukaryota; Metazoa; Echinodermata; Asteroidea; Valvatida; Asterinidae
Gene: dnal1
Product: dynein light chain 1, axonemal-like
Exons: 8
Coding region: 180-776 (198 amino acids)
Cellular component (GO): cytoplasm
Molecular function (GO): protein kinase binding
Source: RefSeq, a predicted model, not a curated record
GCUGCGGUCUCCAUAGCGCCGAGGCUAGGUAGGUCAUUACGUGAUUUACCGAUGUCUGAUGCUGAAAAAUAAGGCUUAACAAUAACAAUUUUGUCAUAAAAAGGAUGGCAUGUCUCUGAAGAAUUAUUAAAGAAGUUUAUAUUUUAGAAUUCUAGAAGAGGAUCGAAGUAAAAGACAAAAUGUCAAAGGGAACAACAAUAAAGGAUGCUCUUGCAAGAUGGGCAGAGAAGGAGAAGCAAGAGCAGGGAUGUGAGGUCAAAGUCAGCGAGGCCAAAGUGGUCAAGUUGUACUUCCAAAUCCCUCCCAUUGAGAAGAUGGAUGCCUCACUCUCAACGCUCACCAGUUGCGAGAAGUUGUCCUUGUCAACCAACUGCAUAGAAAAGAUAGCCAACCUGAAUGGUUUGAAACACUUGAAGAUUUUGUCUUUGGGGAGAAAUUAUAUCAAGAAUCUGAACGGACUGGAAGCAGUGGCUGAGACACUUGAGGAGCUCUGGAUCUCCUACAACCAAAUCGAGAAGCUCAAAGCGCUACAAGCACUCAAGAAACUAAAGGUCCUGUACAUGUCCAACAACAGUGUGAAGGACUGGGGCGAGUUUGACAAACUGCAAAGCCUGGGCAAUCUGGUGGAGUUACUGAUGGUGAACAACCCUCUAGAGGAGAAACACUCAGCGGAAGGGGACUGGAGAGACCGAGCCACCAAGAUACUGCCCAACCUGAAAAAGCUUGACGGUGAACCAGUGAUCAAACCGGAUGAUGAGGAGGAACAGGAAGACUAGUCAGCCACCUGGCGACUCUGGAUAUAUCCCAUCUGUCUUAUCACAUGUCCCAGCUGUCUCUAGCUGAGCCAGCAAUCUCUCGUCUGUCUUCAUUCAUCAUGUGAUCACCACUCGCACUCACAAGGACGUCGGUGUCUGUCAUGUGUAGGUGCUGGCCUUUAUGUUGCAGGUGAAGCAGUGCACGUGUGCUAUCAAACUCCCCUCUGCUUGUGUUGUGAUAUCUUUGCCAAUUUUGGUACUUUCACUCAGCAUUCACUGGCAACAUCGAUAUGGAUUGUUUCUUCACACUCAUUGUGGUUUGGUUCACACAUUUAUGGAAAAGGUCAGGCAGGAUAUUUUGUCAUAGGAACUGAAACAGUCUGUUUAAUCAUUUUUAAUAAAGCCUGUUGAUAAUUUAUUUCUCUGUUUAGUUCCUCCAGUUUCUCUGUCCUGAAACUUUUUGACCUCAAGACUUGUUGCAUGUAAGUGUAUAUAUGUACUGACAUCAAGUAGGGUGCAGAAAUCCCUUGGAACUGUCAAAAUGUAAGCCUUUGUACAUAUCAGUACGUAGCACAGUCAGUAAAUUUGUGUACAGCAGAGGUAUUUUAAUUGUUCUUUCUACUUGUUUAUAAAAAAAAUAAAGCCGGCUUUUCUAUCACACUUAGCCAUUGCAAUAUUGGAAGAGAUUUGGAGUUUCGUACUACUCAAGAAGCUCAUCAGUUAAAAUGUCCACAAAUUGUUGUCAGUGUAUAUUAUUGAAGAAAUACUGUGUGACCGAGUUACUUUCUUAGUUUCUCCAAAUUACCACAAACGAUUAUGUGUUGCUAAAUGCAUUCCUUGGUUUGAAAAGACAUUUUACUCUAGAUAAUUUGUUGGGGGGGGGGGGUUGCCACCCAACAGAAUCCAACUCUAGUUACUGCUACUAAUAUGCAUUGUUACAGCAGUUUGUUACAUCAUGACUGUAAAUCAGUACUUACAUACAAGAGCUCAGACGACUCUACUUGUCACUUCUUUUAAUUUUGUUUAAACUGUAUGUAAGCUUGGCAGUUCUUUACUGUAUGUCGUUUCACAUGUCUGUGGCAUAGUUUGGAUGCUAUACAGGGUGGAUAAAAAAAAAACCAAAACCGAGAUAU